This is a messenger RNA of Brassica napus (rape), 1477 nucleotides long. Its product is annotated as heavy metal-associated isoprenylated plant protein 22. The coding region runs from base 765 to 1223 and encodes 152 amino acids. NCBI's taxonomy places the organism in Eukaryota, Viridiplantae, Streptophyta, Magnoliopsida, Brassicales, Brassicaceae. The transcript is spliced from 3 exons. The record is from RefSeq and is a predicted model, not a curated record. Gene Ontology annotation, molecular function: metal ion binding.
AUUGGAGCAAGAAAAUUAGGUAACUCUUAACUAAAAUCCUUAACUAAAAUUUAAUACUUAAAUAGUCAUUAAAAAAUCUAAUGGGUUUCUAGAAACCUAAAUACUUAAAUAGAUAUUAAGAGCCGAUUCUUAUUUUUUUUAGUUAAAAGUUAAGAGACGGAUUUUUAUAUUCCGAUAAAAAACCCAUCCAAGAACCCCCAAUAAUUAUCCUCUAAGCUCAGAACUGAUUAACUGACAGGAACAAAACAACAGGAAAAACAUUCUUAAAAGUGUCUAUAAAAACUAAGUCGGAUUUAUUUGGUUUAAUUGACGAAUGCUUUGCAACUUUUUUAGUUAGUCGCCUCUCUUAUAUUACAUAAGCUGACCCUCGGGUAACUUCGAUGACCAAACUUUUCAAUAAACCAUUUAAUUUUAUUAACACGAACAAUUAUCCAUUAAGAAUAAAUGAAGAUGACCCGAUGAGUGAAAGGAAAAGCCUAGGAAAUUACAGCCUCGUUGUCCGCCAGGAAAUAUUUUAGAGGGUUACAUCAAUUAGAGGGACACCUCCAAAUUUCAAUAAUUACCAUUACACCUAAUGACACUUGAUUAAUGCUCACUUCAUCAAGAAAUAAUCUAAUGUGUGUUUGCUAAUCCUAGAACAUAUUAUUCACCAGUUCAAACUCCCCUAUAUAUAUAGACACUGCUCCCAUACGAUCCACCACGAGCUAGCUCUCUCUCACUGAUCUCUCCCUCUCUAUCUUUCUUCCCUUCUCGUGUGUGUAAACAUGGGAGCUCUAAAUUUUCUCUCUGACUAUCUCUCUGAUCAUUUCUAUGUCUCAAUAAGAAAAAGGAAGAAGCGUAAAAUCAUGCAGACGGUGAAUAUAAAGGUGAAGAUAGACUGUGACGGAUGCGAACGCAAAAUCAAGAACGCAGUUUCCUCCAUGAAAGGAGCAAAAUCUGUGGAAGUGAAUAGAAAGAUGCACAAAGUGACGGUGAGUGGUUACGUGGAUCCGAAAAAAGUGUUGAAGAAAGUGCAGAGCACUGGGAAGAAGAAAGCUGAGCUAUGGCCGUACGUUCCAUAUACGAUGGUGGCGUAUCCAUACGCAGCUGGAGCUUACGACAAAAGGGCCCCACCAGGUUUUGUGAGGAAGUCGGAGCAGGCUCAGGCGCAGCCAGGAGGUACAGACGAUAAGCUCAUGUCCCUUUUCAGCGACGAGAACCCUAACGCCUGCACCAUCAUGUGAAUAAGUUUAGCGCAUGACGUGAUAACUGGUGUAACGUCUUAUAAAUUUAGAUGUUGGAACCUGUUUUGUUAGUGUAUAGAAUCAGAAGCAAAGAAACUUAUAAUAGUACACCAAUACCAUGUAAUAGAUAUGUAUCAGUUUCAUAUUAUGCGUUUACUUGCAAGCAGUGGUUUAUAUUCGUGUAUACAGUUUUACUUGUAUUUUAAUGAAUAACUAGAUCUCGAUCCGAGCAACCACGCGGGUUUUUGUUUUCA